AUGCCUGGCUCCCUGUCCCUUUUCUCUGUCAAUGCCAUCCUGGUCAUGUCGGCCGAGGAUGGCUCCCGCAUCCUCACCAAGUACUACUCGCCGCCUCACCCCCCAGCAGGCACCGCUCCCAACUCCACCGAUUAUCCCGGCGCAAACCCCUAUCCGACCGUCAAGGAGCAGAAAGCUUUUGAGCAGGGUCUCCUGGAGAAGACAAACAAGCAGAGCAGCGAUGUGAUCCUCUACGACAACCGGAUCGUCGUGUUCAAGGUCGAGAGCGAUGUGAUGCUCUAUGUGGUGGGAGCCGCCGAUGAGAACGAAGUGCUGCUCUACAACGUUGUGCUGUCGCUACGGGAUGCCUUGGGAAUCUUGUUCAAGGGCGCAACGGACAAGCGGACCAUCAUCGAGAACUACGACCUGGUCGCCCUGGCCAUUGACGAGAUUGUCGACGACGGCAUUAUCCUCGAGACGGACCCCGUGAUGAUUGCCUCUCGGGUGAGCCGUGCCCCUGCGCCGGAUGCGCCCAACCUCAAGAGCAUCGACCUUUCGGAACAGGGUCUUCUCAAUGCCUGGGAGCUCGGCAAGCGGCGUUUGGCAGACAGUCUGCGGCAGAUGUAG
Aspergillus terreus NIH2624 is the source of this 606-nucleotide messenger RNA. RefSeq names its product coatomer subunit zeta. The coding region runs from base 1 to 606 and encodes 201 amino acids. Gene Ontology annotation, cellular component: COPI vesicle coat. Gene Ontology annotation, biological process: intracellular protein transport; retrograde vesicle-mediated transport, Golgi to endoplasmic reticulum; intra-Golgi vesicle-mediated transport. The transcript has 2 exons. The record is from RefSeq and is a predicted model, not a curated record. Lineage: Eukaryota; Fungi; Ascomycota; Eurotiomycetes; Eurotiales; Aspergillaceae.